Messenger RNA from Plutella xylostella (diamondback moth), 1552 nucleotides. Its product is annotated as GSK3-beta interaction protein. The record is from RefSeq and is a predicted model, not a curated record. Gene Ontology annotation, cellular component: cytoplasm. Gene Ontology annotation, biological process: regulation of canonical Wnt signaling pathway. Lineage: Eukaryota; Metazoa; Arthropoda; Insecta; Lepidoptera; Plutellidae. Gene Ontology annotation, molecular function: protein kinase A binding; kinase regulator activity.
GAAAUUUAAAAUAUUAAUAUGAUUUGUAUUCUGUUUAACUGUUUUAAUAUUUCUCGUCUUAUGUUCCGUUGAAAUAUCCAAAUUACAUUCAAAAAGUGACUAAUCUCCACACAUAAAACCAAAGGUAUUUUAGUUGUAUUAUUGAUAUUCAAGAGCACAGGAUUGUUUUUCAGUGUUGGCAGACACACAGUCUAAGAUCACAUACCUUCGAGUAUCUACUCAUUAUAGCUUCUAACUUAUCUCUUGGCACUGCUUUUUAUCUUGAUUUAUUUGAUAAUAAAAUGUAUUUUUAUUUAGACUACCUUUUGCCCACAAGUGUUGAUUUGCCUAAAAGUUUUCAUGGUGAAAUUGCGAAACUCCAGCCUCCUCUCAUGUGAUAUCUUCCUAAAUGGCGGAGUCGUCAGAGCGAGUCCUGAACGAGGAGACAUGGCCGCAGGAAGCGGAAGCCGCCAUCAACGACAUCCGGAAACACGUGAAGAAGGCGAGCAUAUCCGCCGCCUUGCCCAACACCAACCAGCACAUCUACAUCAACCUCACCACGCUGGAGAACACCGACUACUGCAUACAAAUGUCGGCCAGCGGCUUCAAGGUCGUCGGCAAAAACCACGACGAUACAAGCCAGUCGAGCGCAGAGCAUACAAACUAUGAAACUCCGUAUGCCCUCCUGAAUAACAUUAGCCAGGGAUACCGGGAGUCUUUUGGCGGUGAGUUGAUGAAUAAGUUGCUGGAUCUCGCCAAGCAGUGUGAAAGCUAAACUGGCAGUAAGGUAUGGUCGUAGGACGGCGUCGCACUAGCAAGCAGGGUUAUUUUGUUUACUGAAAGUAUUAGCUGGGCCCUUUUAGUCGCACCGUAGUAAGAAGUUGUUAGGAUUUGUGCCACGAUAUUUUUUAUUAAAUAAUAUUAAAUAUGGUAGUAUCUGGGCUGUGGCGUGUGGCUAACUUGCAAGCUUAGAACCGCUAGGAGCCUUCCCGCGUUUUCGCUAAACACAUGCUCGCACGUCUAGUUACGCUCGGCAUACUAGGUAUUUGGAAAUCUGUUAAGCAAGGAUUUACCCGAUGGUACUUAUAUUAAAUAAGAUGUGAGUUUGUAGAACUUUUGUCAUAAUUUUCCUGGAGCCCAGAAAUAGCCUCGCGCAAGGGACCGCUGCUAACUGAAAUAUACACUAGUAACUUUCAAAAUAUUUUUUUUAAAUGAGUACAAAAGUAAUUAUAUAACUGAAUAGGUAAUUAAAACAAUACCUAGUUUCUUUUUCUUAUAUUUAAAACAUGUGCGACGUCUGGAAAUACAUAUUAUAGUACCUACAUGUAUAUGUGGACACAGGGCUUAGCUUUAUGUAUUAGAAUGUAACUAUCAGUAUUUAAAAGUGCUAUAACACAUUUAAAUGUAUCCUACCAAUGUUGAUGUUUGUAUGUAUUUGGUGUUUAUUGCAAUAUACUUUCGAUAAAUCUAUCCUAUUUAUACACUGUGUAUUUCUAAGUACAAAAUGUAUCGAUUUACUAUAAUUCAAGAUUCGACAAUGCUCAGCUCUACUUUCUCAUAAUAUAAAUGACAC